This is a messenger RNA of Triticum turgidum subsp. durum (durum wheat), 2403 nucleotides long. NCBI's taxonomy places the organism in Eukaryota, Viridiplantae, Streptophyta, Magnoliopsida, Poales, Poaceae. The record is from the annotation of a GenBank genome assembly.
AUGCCGGAGCGGAAUGUGGUCUCGUGGUCUGCCCUCAUUGGUGGCUACGCGGAUGCUGGGAUGCACCCUGCAGCACUCUGCAUCUUCCGCUCGGCACUGGAGGAGGCUGUGCAGGUCAAUGACUUCACAGUUUCGUGCAUUGUCCGUGUGUGUGCUGCAGCCACACUCUUUGAGCUUGGGGCACAGGUGCAUGCCCGGUCUAUAAAGACAGCACUUGAUGCAUCACCGUUUGUGGGCAGCUCGCUUGUUUCUCUCUACUCCAAGUGUGGCCUUGUGGAUUGUGCUUACCAGGUGUUUAGUGCAGCACCUGAGAGAAACCUUGGGAUUUGGAACGCAGUGCUCAUUGCAUCUGCACAGCAUGGCCAUACUUCCACAGCAUUUGAACGUUUCACAAAGAUGCAGAAUGCCGGGUUCCGUCCUAACUUCAUUACCUUCCUGUGUUUACUCACAGCAUGUAGCCACGCUGGUCUUGUCGAUGAGGGGAAGCGAUAUUUUUCCCUCAUGAAAGAAUAUAGAAUUGAACCGCAGGUUGAACAUUAUGCUGCAAUGGUUGACCUACUUGGUCGUGUAGGACGUAUAACUGAAGCACUGGACCUUAUUGAGUCAAUGCCCAUGGAACCACCUGAUUCUGUUUGGGGUGCACUCCUAAUGGCAUGUCGCAUGUUCAAGGAUGCAGACACUGCGGCAAUUGCUGCAAAGAGACUGUUUGAGACAGGGUCUCGCAGCUCUGGUGCACACAUGCUCUUGUCAAGCACGUAUGCAGCUGCAGGAAGGCAUGUCGAUGCAGCACUUGCAAGGAAGGCAAUGCGUGAUGCAGGUAUACGGAAAGAGACUGGUCUUAGCUGGCUUGAGGCUGCAGGAGAGGUGCAUACCUUUGUUUCAAACUGCAGGAGACAUCCAAGAAGCAGCGAAAUUUAUAAUGUGCUGGAGAAAGUUGGUAAGAAAAUGGCGGCAGCUGGUUAUGUGGCAGACACUAGUGCAGUAGUUAAGGAUGUGGACAGAGAUGAGAAGUGCGCAUCACUGGGGUAUCACAGCGAAAGGCUAGCAAUAGGGUUAGGGCUCUUGAUUGUUCCGGAAGGUGUGCCAAUCCGAGUUAUGAAGAACUUAAGAGUGUGUGAUGAUUGUCACAAUGCAGUUAAGUACCUCAUUGAUCCUUGCAAGCUUCUCUAUGCUUUGAAAUACAGGAUGAAUGGUUGCCAGAAGCAUUUCCUGUCAAAUAUGAGUUCUCUAAGAGGGUUUGGAAAUAUCGCCAGAAGAUGGAGAGAACUCAACGGUGCGAAUUACUGGAAGGGGCUACUUGAUCCUCUUGACGUCGACCUCCGGAAGAAUAUCAUCAACUAUGGUGAGCUCUCACAGGCAGCAUACACUGGGCUCAACAGAGAGAGAAGGUCAAGGUACGCUGGGUCUUGCCUCUUCAGACGCAAGGACUUCCUCAGCAGGGUAGAUGUAUCAAACCCUAAUCUAUAUGAGAUUACGAAGUUUAUAUAUGCAAUGUGUACGGUGAGCUUGCCGGAUGAUUUCAUGAUAAAGCCGCUGUCAAAGGCCGCAUGGAGCAAGCAAUCAAAUUGGAUGGGGUUUGUUGCUGUGGCCACCGACGAGGGUAAGGAAGUGCUCGGGAGGCGGGAUGUGGUGGUGGCAUGGCGUGGGACAAUACGGGUGCUAGAGUGGAUGGAUGACCUUGAUAUUUCCUUGGUGCCUGCUUCAGAAAUAGUACGACCAGGCAGUGCCCAUGACCCCCGUGUUCAUGGAGGAUGGUUGUCCGUCUACACGAGUACUGACCCAGGGUCUCGGUACAAUAAACAGAGUGCACGAUAUCAGGUGUUGGAUGAAGUCGAAAGGCUGCAGGAUCUGUACAAGCAAGAGGAGACCAGCAUCACCAUAACAGGUCACAGCCUUGGGGCCGCUCUUGCAACCAUUAGUGCUACCGACAUUGUCUCCAACGGCUACAACAAGACCUGCCCGGUAUCGGCCUUCGUGUUUGGUAGCCCCAGAGUGGGCAACUCCGACUUCCAGAAAGCAUUUGACAGUGCAGAAGAUCUGAGGUUGCUCCGUGUCCGGAACUCCCCUGACGUGGUCCCAAACUGGCCAAAGCUGGGAUACAGCGACGCCGGCACGGAGCUCAUGAUCGACACAGGGGAAUCACCCUACAUCAAGAGCCCUGGGAACCCCUUAACAUGGCAUGAUAUGGAGUGUUACAUGCAUGGGGUUGCCGGGACGCAAGGGAGCAACGGAGGGUUUGAGUUGGAGGUUGAUCGGGACAUCGCGUUGGUGAAUAAACACGAAGAUGCACUGAAGAAGGAGUAUUCGAUCCCACCGUCUUGGUGGGUGGUUCAGAACAAAGGUAUGGUGAAAGGCAAGGAUGGUCGGUGGCAUCUGGCCGACCAUGAGGAUGAUGAUGACUGA